Molecule: messenger RNA, 615 nt
Organism: Auanema sp. JU1783
Lineage: Eukaryota; Metazoa; Nematoda; Chromadorea; Rhabditida; Rhabditidae
Source: the annotation of a GenBank genome assembly
AUGAGCUUUAUAACUUCGUGCUUGCCAUGCUUUCGAAGUUGCCUGGACUGCGUUCAAGGACCUAGUUUCAUGGGGUCUGCUUCUUACAGCAAUUUCACUACACCCAUUGUUCCUACCGUUCGUUUGGAUGUUGGGCAUAUGGGGAAGGACGUUGUCCUCCUCAAAGAAGGAGAACGAAUCUGUGGAACAGGUGCGGCUCUUGCUACAGUCCCCAUUGUGCAAAACAAAGCUUAUUUCCAAGUUACUCUGCAACAAUCAGGAACCUGGGGUAUUGGACUAGGGAAUAAGAAUACCAAUUUGGAUACGAUCCCUGCUGUUCAGAAUUUCUGGGGAAUUCGAGAGAAUGGUGAUGUUGUUGCUAAUGGUGAUGUCAUCGGGAAACUAAACAAAGCUUUAGACGAGGGAGAUUGCAUUGGUGUAUCAUAUGACCAUAUAGAACUGAAAUUUUUCGUGAAUGGAGAGGAAGCCGAACCGGCGAUUACAAAUGUUAAAAGCCCGGUUUAUCCGACUAUUUAUGUAGAUGAUUCCGCUAUUAUGGAUGUGAAGUUCAAGAACUUUUCUUAUGAUGCUCCUCCAGGCUUUGAUGAGAUUCUGGUAGAACAAACAUUGCUUUAG